AAAGGGAAGAGAGAAGGGGUUGGAGUGGAGCCCAAGCCAUACAUAGCUAUACUAAGAACCACUGUGUUCGCUCGUUCCUGCAUUUCUCUUUGCGAUUCAACUGUCUCUUCUCUCAGGAAGAUUUUCAUACUUCGUUCCGGGAAAGCUUUAGUUGCGGACCUGAUGUCGAUCUUUGAGUAUAAUGGAAGUGCCGUAGUCGCGAUGGUGGGGAAGAAUUGCUUUGCCAUCGCCAGCGACCGUAGGCUUGGAGUUCAGCUGCAGACUGUGGCCACAGAUUUCCAGAAAAUUUACAGGAUUCAUGAUAAGCUAUUUCUCGGCCUUUCGGGCCUCGGAACCGAUGCUCAGACACUGUAUCAACGGAUUGUCUAUCAGCACAAACUGUACCAGCUCCGAGAAGAGAGGGACAUGAAGCCUGAGACAUUUGCUAGCCUGGUCUCAGCUCGUCUUUAUGAGAAAAGAUUUGGUCCAUACUUCUGCCAGCCUGUAAUUGCUGGAUUAAGUGACGAAGACAAGCCCUUUAUUUGCACGAUGGACUCCAUUGGAGCCAAAGAGCUUGCUAAAGAUUUUGUUGUUUCUGGCACGGCAUCAGAGUCCCUUUAUGGUGCUUGUGAGGCAAUGUUUAAACCUGACAUGGAACCAGAGGAAUUAUUUGAAACCAUCUCUCAAGCGCUGCUGUCUUCUGUGGAUCGGGACUGUUUGAGCGGAUGGGGAGGGCAUGUCUAUGUUGUUACACCGACCGAAGUAAAAGAGAGAAUCUUGAAGGGACGAAUGGAUUGAUCUUUCUUCUGAUGCAUGAAAGACGACUUGUUCAAUGAGGGUACUUCCAAUUAGACUGCAGCCACGGGCAUUGGAUGGAGUUCGUGAGUAAAAUGCAAGAAUAUUUUCAUGUUGUGCUGAAACUUGUAAUCUGCUUUAUAUAUUUGACAUGGAAUUCGCUUUAUCUAGAUCUGUCAACAUGAAACAUGGUUUAUGAAUCGAAAUGUGCCUCCUUGUUGCAAAA
Momordica charantia (bitter melon) is the source of this 1000-nucleotide messenger RNA. Its product is annotated as proteasome subunit beta type-3-A. Lineage: Eukaryota; Viridiplantae; Streptophyta; Magnoliopsida; Cucurbitales; Cucurbitaceae. Gene Ontology annotation, cellular component: cytoplasm; proteasome core complex, beta-subunit complex; proteasome core complex. Gene Ontology annotation, biological process: proteasome-mediated ubiquitin-dependent protein catabolic process. The record is from RefSeq and is a predicted model, not a curated record.